AUGAUUCUGACGGACACUGGUGCUUCUGCACCUAGACCUGCACUUCCUGCACCUAGACCUGAACCUAGACCUGCACCCAGAGAUGCACUCCCUCCACCUGGAGAUGCACUUCCUGCACCUGGAGACGUAAUUCCUGCACCUGCAGGUGUGGUUCCUGCAUCUGCAGGCGUGGUUCCUGCAUCUGCAGGCGCGGUUCCUGUACCUAGAGGUUCUGGCCAUGCACCGGUGGUAUCAGACAUUUCACCUGAAGCUGGUGGUAGGUCUGAACCUGCUGAGCUUGAACUUGGAUCUGCUGAGCCUCCUGCACCUGAUAAGCCUGCUGCCCCUGAUGAGGCUGCGCCUGAUGAGCCUGCACCUGAUAAGCCUGCUGCACCUGAUGAGCCUGCACCUGAUGAGCCUGCUGCACCUGAUGAGCCUGCUGCACCUGCUGAGCCUGCUGCCCCUGUUGAGCCUGCCCCUGAUGAGGCUGCGCCUGAUGAGCCUGAACCUAAUCCGCUUGAAGGUGCAGCUGCACCAAAUGAACUUAAUGAGUCUGCAGCUGGUGCUUCUGCACCUCCUGCGCUGAAAAAAUCAAGAUCUCCUACUAACUUGCGAGUAGGUUUUGAUACGGCAGUGGCAGAAGAAGCCAUUCCGACAAUCAACACAAUAAGAAGAGUGGCAAUAAUGACAUGUUGA
Messenger RNA from Daucus carota subsp. sativus, 675 nucleotides. RefSeq names its product vegetative cell wall protein gp1-like. The record is from RefSeq and is a predicted model, not a curated record. The coding region runs from base 1 to 675 and encodes 224 amino acids. Lineage: Eukaryota; Viridiplantae; Streptophyta; Magnoliopsida; Apiales; Apiaceae. The transcript is spliced from 2 exons.